GGCUACUGAGGACCCUGCGCUUUCCCUGGUACACUACGCUCGCAGUGCCAUGGGUUCAUGGAUUCCUCUGGAUCGGGAAGGGUUGAACUCCCGCCCGCUUUUGAGGAUGCAAACGUAGACCAUCUUUUUCAUCUCAUAGCCGAAAUGCUUGAGCGAUUAAUGUCCCAUAAUGAUCGCAUUCCUCUCAUUCCAGAAAGCCUUACUCGAUUUCAUUCCCGAUCUCCCCCUGGGAUUUCUGUGUUAGAUUACCUCAAACGUAUUGUCAAGUACUGUAAAGUCGAGAAGUCUUGCCUUCUAAUCCUGCUAUUCUACAUCGACCAGAUCUGCAGUAGAGUCCCCCUCUUCACCCUCUCAUCGCUCACUUGCCAUCGCUUUGUGAUAACUGCCAUCACCGUCUCGAGCAAAGGUCUAUGCGAUGUCUUUUGCCCAAACAGUCUUUAUGCCAAAGUAGGCGGUAUAUCCUUGCCAGAACUGAACACACUCGAGCGAGAAUUCCUUCAAAUGAUCGGGUGGCAACUAACGUGCACCCGUGAGCUUUUACAAGAAUACUAUUCGAACCUUGUUCGUACGAGUACAUCAGGUCGAUUCGUCAUUAUUGGACCCCAACAACCACCGAUUAGCACACCCGUAGACGUGGACACAGAUACAGAUACUUCCUCACAAACACCCUCGACAGUAGCCGAGCCAUCUGCCAUACUCAUCGAUCCUUCCUCGAUUCCCCUGGAUGUCAACCGUCGACCCACCAUAGAACAGAAUAUGGCAUUUGCUAGUUGGACUGACGAAGGAAGGAAGGCAUUUUGAUAGCACGAAUACAAUUUUGCCUAUAUUCUUGUAAAACACACAAGGCGGAAAAUUGCAAACGAUUGAACUUGAUUGCGAUGGCCAGUGGAAAGAAAAAGUUAAAAGAGGUGUGU
Marasmius oreades (fairy-ring Marasmius) is the source of this 914-nucleotide messenger RNA. RefSeq lists its product as uncharacterized. Gene Ontology annotation, molecular function: cyclin-dependent protein serine/threonine kinase regulator activity; protein kinase binding. The record is from RefSeq and is a predicted model, not a curated record. NCBI's taxonomy places the organism in Eukaryota, Fungi, Basidiomycota, Agaricomycetes, Agaricales, Marasmiaceae. Gene Ontology annotation, cellular component: cyclin-dependent protein kinase holoenzyme complex; nucleus. Bases 58 to 801 code for a protein of 247 amino acids. Gene Ontology annotation, biological process: regulation of cyclin-dependent protein serine/threonine kinase activity. The transcript is spliced from 6 exons.